GAAGUAUAUCAUUGGAGGAGUUCUGACGAGAUUUGUUGUCGUCAGUCUCUCUCGCUGUCAUUUAGUAAACAUUUCACAGGACGCAGGGUGAAGCUGUUUAUCCGGCGGAUGAAUGGCAAUGACGGCAAUGAGAGCGGCGGCCUCGGCAGCGGGAGGCCCGGCGUCUUUGUCCCGCUUCAGGGGAGCGCUGGUGGCGGCUGUGCUGGGAGACUGCGUCGGUGGAGAGUUUGAAGGAGCGGAGGAGGUUCCGAUGGAGAGCGUACUGCAGCAUCUGAGCGGCCUGGAAGACGAAACUAAAGGAAACUGCAUCCUUGAAUACAGUGACGACACAGCAAUGACGCGAUGUGUGGUCCAGUCUCUUCUGAACCGGUCUGGAUUUGAUGAGCAGGACUUGGCCCGCAGGUUUGCAAAGGAGUACAGUGCCUCCCCCGCCCGUGGUUAUGGUUCUGGAGUGAUCCAUGUGUUGAAGAAACUUUCCUCCCCCCAGCUCGUCGACGUGUACCAACCGGCAAGGGAUCAGUUCAAUGGUCGCGGCUCGUUUGGAAACGGCGGGGCAAUGAGAGCAGCCCCCUUCGCCCUGGCUUUUCCUGACUUGGCUGACGUUAAACGAUUUGCCCGUCUUGGUGCCAUGCUCACACACUCCUGCUCUCUGGGUUAUAACGGGGCUGUCCUGCAAGCAAUGGCUGUUCAUCUUUCCCUGCAGGGGGCACUAAACUUGCCUCAGCAGUUCAUUGGCAGGCUGAUCACGGAGAUGGAAGAAGUGGAGGGUGAGGAGGAGGCACUUCGUGAUGCCAGAAUUCUAAAAGAAGCAGAAAAACCGUUCUGUGAGCGUCUCCACAAAGUCAGAGACCUGAUGGACAGAAGUAAAGUCAGCAUAGAGGAAGUCAUCUCUGAACUCGGAAACGGUAUUGCAGCGUUACGUUCUGUCCCAACUGCCAUCUUCUGCGUCCUCCACUGCCUUCAGCCACGGGACUACCUUCCAGAGAACUACAGCGGCCUGGAGAGGACAAUAGCAUACAGUUUGGCCCUGGGAGGUGAUACAGACACCAUAGCCUGCAUGGCCGGGGCCAUCGCUGGGGCCCACUAUGGAAUCGAGUCCGUUCCUCAGUCGUGGAUGAGGUGCUGUGAGGGAGCCGAGGACGCUGACACGAAUGCAGAACGGCUUCACGCACUUCAUCACCAGACGUCAGAUGGGAGCAGAGGUGAGACUGAGAGAGAGAGCUGUGAGGAAAAAUCCAAGUCAAACGGAACAGAGAAGAAAAGCAGAGCGAACUGAUGUCAUAAAAGACAAUUUCACUGUUUGGAUCCAGCCAGUGUUAAGAACUGCUUAGUUGGUUAACUUGUUGUUUGUCAAGUGGCUGAACAUAAAAGCUGAGCAAGGUCAAAUAGAAACUGGAAAUGUGUAUUAUAAACUCACCCCUUUUGUGCUGAAUCAUACUUUUAUGUCACUAUAAAUUGGCCAUUUGUGGUUAUUUUUCCAUUUAGGUGGUUAUUAAACAUUUUUAAAAUCUA
This is a messenger RNA of Girardinichthys multiradiatus, 1512 nucleotides long. It is a transcript of the gene adprs, whose product is annotated as ADP-ribosylserine hydrolase. The record is from RefSeq and is a predicted model, not a curated record. Gene Ontology annotation, cellular component: mitochondrion; nucleus. The transcript has 6 exons. Bases 113 to 1276 code for a protein of 387 amino acids. Lineage: Eukaryota; Metazoa; Chordata; Actinopteri; Cyprinodontiformes; Goodeidae.